ACCAACAUGGCGUCUGUGAGUAGUGAUGAGUGGAGAGCCGUUUGCGACAAAUUCACCAACGCCCAAAAUCUCACGCUUAUUGAAUCACGAAACGACCCUGAAAAUGACCCGUUUCGCUCCAAAUACAAUGCCAGGGAGCUCCUCAGAGAAAUAUACUGCUCGCUCAAGAGUUUCGAAGCUGGCGAAGGUGAGGAGGAAAGCGGCGGAGAGAGCGGCGAGCAGCGGCUGACGGAGCCGCCGGUGGACGGGCAGAGGGAGGACGUGUUCGGCCAGGGCUUCAGCGGCGACUCGCCAGCCGGGCUGCGGGCCGCUAAACUCGGGGCUGUGGAGUACUAUCUGGGCGUCAAUCAUGUUGACACCGAGGAGCUGUCAGCCGGACAGGAGCAUCUGACAAACUGCAUGAAACAGCUGGAGAGAUGCAGAGUGUCGCCGGAGAACGUGUCGCUGUUUAUCCAUGUCAGGAAUCAGUUGGGUAUCCUGUGGGCAGGCCGGGACGAGACAGAGAUGGCUCAGGGAUUCCUGGAAACAGCAGAAUCCAUUUACCAGCGUUAUAUGAAGGAGGAUGGUAGUCCACCCACUGAUAUGACAGAGUACUUCACUACUGAGGAGAACCUGCUUACACACCAGGAAAGGACCAAGAGGUUUGAGUUGGCCUACACCCAUACCAUGUACUACCUUGCUCAAGUCUAUAAAAACCUUGGUGAAACUGAGCGUGCUGCCACCUACUGCCACAGCACCCUGCAGAGACAGUUACAGUUAAAUCAGUUCAGUCCAAUGGAGUGGGCACUUAACGCUGCUACGCUAUCACAGUAUUAUAUCACCAAGGGUCGGUACAUGGAGGGCAGACAUUGCCUUGCAGCAGCUACAGUAAUAUCAGGUUUGGCAGGAGAGGUUCCUUCUGAGGCCGUGGCACAAGAGAGUGAGACGGAGAGUGAGCGCAGGGAGCAGCUCAGGCAGAAGAGAGCAGACAUUGCAAGAUGUUGGAUCAAAUACUGUCUAAACCUCCUGCAGGACUCAAAGAAGCUGCUAGAGGACAGCAUUGGGGAGCUGGAUACUGAUCGUCAAGAAGAGUUGAAGAGAGCCAGGAGACGCGAGGAGGAGGAGGAAGAGAAGGGCAGGAAGAGUGCUCUGCUGUUUGGCUCUGAAGACACCUUUGACUCCAUUGCUAGCCUGGAAGAAAAGGUUUGCUGUUUGUUACCACUGGACUUCACUGAGGCCAGAGCUGUAUUUCUGGUGGGACAGAAUUAUGUCACACAGGCCAAGGAGUACUUUCAGAUGGACGGCUAUGUGACGGAUCACAUAGAGAUCUUGCAGGAUCACAGCUCUCUGUUCAGGGCCCUGGCUUUCUUCGAAGAGGAUCUGGAGCGGCGUUGCAAAAUGCACAAACGCAGAGUGGACAUGCUGGAGCCAAUCUGCAAUGACUUGAACUCCCAGUAUUACCUAAUGAUCCGCAGACAGAUGAUGUUUGAGUUGGCUGAAACCUACAAUGAAAUGAUGGACCUGAAACUGGCGCUGGCCAACAGACAAGCUGAUACACAGUCUCUAGAUAACCACACUAUUAAGAAAUUCAACCAUCUCUGCUCUGCCUCCGCCAAAUACUUCCAGAUGUUCCUCGACUCUCUGUGUUCUCCAGAGGGGAAGCAUCCGGAGCACCUGGAGGAGGAGGUGCUCAGACCGGCUCUGGUGGCUCGCUUCAGAGUGGCCCGACUCUAUAGCCGGCUGAUUAACCCUUCACCUACUGCUCAGCUGGAAAACCUCAACAAGUCUCUGGAAAACUACAAAUACGUGGUGCAGUACUGUGAGGCUCACCCUGAGUCAGGAGCAGCUGUGGAGACGGAGCUGGAGCUGAGCACGGAGAUGGUCGGCCUGCUCCCUCUCAAAAUCAACCGCCUCAAAGCAAAGAUAGCCGCAAACAACUGAAAGAAGCCACUGUCCGCUGUCUGACCUGUUGACUAAUAGUGCUACUACAUCCACCCAAAUAAGACAUUCAGUCUAAAUUAUGAUUUCGGACACUCCCAACAAUUACAGAAACUGGAUGAUGGAUGGAUUGACUUUCUUGCUUAUUUGUGUUGGUGAUGGCCUUUUUUUGUGCAGUGGACAUGCUGCAUUCACAAGACCUUUGAACACAUUGCACACUGUACGUAUGUGCUGUCUUCUGUGAAGUAAAAUAUGUGGUCAAUUUACUUUUAAUUCAGACCGCAAAUAAACAUACUCUUCAAAAUUCAUACAAAAAUUUCUUUCACAUAGUACUAAGAAAUAAUUGACAAUAGUUGAUAAUAUCUUGUCAACAAUUUGAAUUGAAUUUGAAUUGACUAAGACCUGUUUGUCCCUGUACAUCAAUGCUUUAUUCCCAAUUAAUUGUAUGAGGAAAUCUUUGCAAAUCUAUCACUAACAUAUCAGAUGCUCACUUUGCAAGAAAAAAAAAGUACGUAACAUACCAGUACUUUUUUCAUUUUAUUUUGUUUAUUUUUUCCUAUCAUUUAUGUUCCCUCAGUUUCAUUCUUGUUUUUCAUUGUUAAUCAUAUUGGUUUUUUUAUUUAAUGUGGCUUUAUUUUGUGUAAAGCGCUUUACCACACUAAAGUUACGUUUCUUCAUUGUCUCUGAUGGUAAAACAAAUGUCAAGGCCUACUGUAACCUGUAUCCAUUGUACAUGGAUGGGACAGAUAAUAGAGCUGACACAGUUUGUGCUACUUCAAGGUUGUUGCACCUUAAAACUGAGACGCUUGUUCUGCAAAAUUGUCACAAACAACUGUCUCAGUGACCGUUUUUAAGUGGACUUAAUGUUGGUUUACUAGACAUAAUAAUCUGCAUGAUGCCAACUUCAUCUAGUUGAACCUGUGUAUUAUUUUCCUGUCUGAGGAAUCACAAUGUCCUCCUGUUUUAUGUACAGCAGAUGCUGUAUGAUAUGAUAAUAAACUAGUAGUAAUACACUUGUGCUGCAAUAA
This is a messenger RNA of Plectropomus leopardus (leopard coralgrouper), 2945 nucleotides long. It is a transcript of the gene kifbp, whose product is annotated as kinesin family binding protein. The record is from RefSeq and is a predicted model, not a curated record. Lineage: Eukaryota; Metazoa; Chordata; Actinopteri; Perciformes; Serranidae. Gene Ontology annotation, molecular function: protein binding. Gene Ontology annotation, biological process: neuron projection maintenance; microtubule cytoskeleton organization; central nervous system projection neuron axonogenesis.